AUGAAAAUAAACCAAAUCAAGAAACAGCUAGACCAGCUCAUUCCACACAGACUCAUGUUCUCUCACAUCAACACUACCACAAGUGCCGCCCACAGUGUGGCCAAAAUCAUCAAUCCUAAGACCACCUACUGUAGAGGGGAUCAGCUAGAUAUUCUCCUGGAGGUGAGAGACUACUUAGGACAAAGAAAAGAAUAUGGAGGGGACUUCUUAAGGGCCAGGAUUUCUUCUCCAAAUCUGAAAGCAGGAGCUUCAGAAAGAGUGACUGACUUCGACAAUGGCACCUACCUUGUCAGCUUCACUUUAUUCUGGGUGGGCAGAGUCUCUAUGUCUCUUCUGCUAAUACACCCUAGUGAAGGGGUGUCUGCGCUCUGGAGAGCAAGGAAUAAGGGCUAUGUUAAGGUGAUUUUCACAGGCCAGUUUGCCAAUGGCACAUCCCAGGUCUUCAGUGAAUGUGGCCUGGUUCUAAACACACGUGCCGAACUGUGCCAGUACCUGGACCACCGAGACCAAGAAGCCUUCUACUGUGUGAAACCUCAACGAGUGUCCUAUGAUGCACUGGUCCAGAUGAAAUCUAAGAAUAAGCAAGUUUCUUAUCUUAGCAGCCUAGAGAAAAGCCUCUUUUUCAGGUUCAAUGUAGGAGUGGAGAUUUUGAACAGCUUUAAUCCCAUCGUGUCUCAGUGUGUAACAGUAAGUCAAACAAUGUCAUUAAAAAGGAAAUGCAAAUUUGGGGACUGGUCUCUGGUCUCCACUGGCUAUGUAUGGAAUAACACAUGGAAUCUGGUCUCCCGCAAUUUGUCUUAUUUCCACACUGAGACCUAAAUGAAUGUUUGUUUGAAGGGAAAGCUCAUUUAUAUCCUGGGAGACUCCACAACCUAUCGGUGGAUGGAAUACUUCAAGAUAGAGAUUAACACAUUGAAAUCUGUUGACCUCCAUGUAUUUGGGAAACUCUGUCAUCAACUUGUUGUGGACUUGGAAAGGAAGAUCUACAUUCAGUGGCAAAGACAUGGCUACCCUUUGGUUGGCUCAAUUAGCUAUUCAGCAAAAGACAAUGAGUACCUGGACCGUGCCAUAGACAGAAUAGCAGGGUACAGAAACAACAGUUUUGUCUUUUCUCUGGGCCAGCACUUUAGGUUUUUCCCCAUUGAUAUCUUGAUUCAACGGGCCAUCAAUGUUCAUAAUGUCAUUAAACGUCUAUUCCAGAGAAACCCAGAGGCAAGAGUGAUCCUCAAGGGUGAAACUACCAGGGAAAUUAAUAAUGAUCCUGAGUGACUUAGUGACUUUCAUGGCUAUAUACAGUCUUUGGUUUUGAAAGACGUCUUCCAGGAUCUUGCCAUAGGUGUCAUUGAUGCCUGGGACAUGACCUUUGCCUACGGCAUUAAUGAAGUCCAUCCACCUGAAUAUGUAGUUGAGAAUCAGAUUAACAUGUUCUUAAACUGUAUUUGCUAG
Messenger RNA from Vombatus ursinus (common wombat), 1446 nucleotides. RefSeq names its product NXPE family member 4-like. The record is from RefSeq and is a predicted model, not a curated record. Lineage: Eukaryota; Metazoa; Chordata; Mammalia; Diprotodontia; Vombatidae.